UUUAGGAUUAGAAAAGAGGUGACUUCAACGGUGAGUUUACUCAGAAAAUCUUCUGUUCAAGAGUCAUUCGGGACAUAAUUAAUCUCUGAAAAAUCUGCCUGCCCGAAACCCCCACCACUACUCUACGGAAAUUCUGUGAUCCCACCGAAUUGGAUAGAAUUCAUUGAUAAGCAGGCGAAAUUUUGCCGUUUUUAGCGAGGUAUUGCAAUGUCUUUUUCAUUUUUCAAGCAAUCAAGGCCUAAAACUCCGCAGGAGUUGGUGAAGACGAUCAGGGAUAGUAUCAUGGCGCUGGAUUCCAAAACUGUAGCUGAAGUCAAAGCCCUAGAAAAGGCUUUAGAGGAAGUUGAGAAGAACUUAGCGGCAAUGAAGAUUAUGUUGUUAGGGGAUGGUGAAACUGAGCCGAGUGCUGAUCAAAUUGCACAACUUACACUUGAAAUUUGUAAUGAAGAUGUCAUCGCUCUUCUCUUUCAUCAGCUGCCGGUUCUGGGAUGGGAAACUAGGAAAAAUAUAGUUCACUGUUGGUCGAUAUUGCUGAAGCAACAAGUUAAUUCGGUAUUUUGCUGCGUGCAAUAUAUGGAGAACCAUCUCGAGUUGCUUGACUUCCUUGUGGCAUGCUAUGAUAAUAAGGAUAUUGCACUGACGUGCGGUCAUCUACUGAGGGAAUGCAUCAAAUUGCCGUCUCUUUCCACAUACUUAUUAGAGUCUCCGAGCUUUGGGCUAUUCUUCAAAUUUAUCGAGCUGCCUAAUUUUGAUAUUGCAUCUGAUGCAUUUUCUACAUUUAAGGAUCUGCUCACCAAACAUCCAAAUGCAGUCUCUGAAUUCCUGACUGCUCACUAUAAUGAGUUUUUUGAACAGUAUGAAAUACUUUUGACGUCUACAAAUUAUGUGACAAGAAGGCAGUCUCUGAAGCUUCUCUCGGAAUUUCUUCUGGAAUCUCCAAAUGCCCAUAUUAUGAAACGCUACAUUGCAGAGGUUCACCACUUAAAAGUCAUGAUGACUUUGCUGAAGGAUUCGAGCAAGAACAUCCAAAUGUCAGCUUUUCAUAUUUUCAAGGUUUUCGUGGCCAAUCCAAACAAACCGAGUGAAAUAAAAGUUAUUCUGGCGAAGAAUCAUGAAAAGCUUUUAGCACUGCUGCACAGUCUAUCUGUCGGAAAAGGUUCCGAAGACGACCAAUUUGAAGAAGAGAAGGAACUGAUAAUCAAGGAAAUAGAGAGAAUAUCCCGGCUUCCAAACCUCGGAACCUAGGAACAUUUCGACUGUAAUGGAGCUAACCUAGUACAUCACAUCAACCUUUUAUAUUCUGGUACGAUGAUUUUAUUGCCUCAAGCCUUCAUGUAAAGCUAAUUCAGCUGCAUUACUACCUGAAAUGCCGUCUUUUAAUUACCCCUUUUCUUACUUGCAUAUAUUCGUUCAUUGAUUGGGUUGCGGUAAGGAGCAUGUAUGUUGUCGUUGAUGUAUUAUUGUUUUGUCGCUCGUGUUGAGUUUGAGUUUUGCUCGCGCAUAUGUUAACUUGUAACAGAUCUUCGUAAGAAAACUUGUGAGUGUUUAAGGUUGUACUAUUUGAUAUAGUAACUUCUUUAAUACAUCCAAGGAUCAAAAUGUCAUAUAUGACUAGGAAAUGAAAUGGUUACAAUGGUUACGGUGCUCGUUGUUAUUCGAUAGCACUGUGCUGACGGCAAACAAAAUAUAGUCCUUUAGUAAAUAAUUUGAACUAAUACAUGUGCUAUUUAGAUCGAUACAAUGAUGUCGUAUAUUCGGUUUAUUCGAACCUCCUAUUAUACUUCGUUCAUUCAUUCAAAUUUUUUUGAUAAUUU
This is a messenger RNA of Andrographis paniculata, 1814 nucleotides long. RefSeq lists its product as uncharacterized. The record is from RefSeq and is a predicted model, not a curated record. Gene Ontology annotation, molecular function: protein serine/threonine kinase activator activity. The transcript is spliced from 11 exons. The coding region runs from base 208 to 1245 and encodes 345 amino acids. Gene Ontology annotation, biological process: intracellular signal transduction. Lineage: Eukaryota; Viridiplantae; Streptophyta; Magnoliopsida; Lamiales; Acanthaceae.